This is a messenger RNA of Rhizopus microsporus ATCC 52813, 2343 nucleotides long. RefSeq names its product putative ER to Golgi transport-related protein. The record is from RefSeq and is a predicted model, not a curated record. Gene Ontology annotation, cellular component: endoplasmic reticulum exit site; COPII vesicle coat. Gene Ontology annotation, molecular function: SNARE binding; zinc ion binding. Gene Ontology annotation, biological process: intracellular protein transport; endoplasmic reticulum to Golgi vesicle-mediated transport; COPII-coated vesicle cargo loading. The coding region runs from base 1 to 2343 and encodes 780 amino acids. Lineage: Eukaryota; Fungi; Mucoromycota; Mucoromycetes; Mucorales; Rhizopodaceae. The transcript is spliced from 10 exons.
AUGUACAACAACAAUCAGUCUGUUGCAAGAGAAGAUGUGGCAUUGAUUGGACAGCCUCCGUUGAUUGAAGAUUUGCAUCGUCCACCUCCUGUUGCUAAUCUACCUUCCAAUAUUUCAGUAACCAAUUCAGGAGUAUCCCAAGCUGAUUCUCGCUUCAUUCGCUCAACUGUCACUGCUUUCCCUUCUACAAGAGCAUUACACAAAAAAUCAAAGCUUCCUUUAGCUCUCGUGUUGGAACCCUAUUUGAGCUCAUCCGAAAAGGUUCCUAUUGUUCCUGAUACAACCGUAGCCCGUUGUUCUCGGUGUAAAACUUACAUUAACCCCUUUGUUCGCUUUACUGCCGGCGCCUUACAAUGGACCUGUAAUAUGUGUGGUUUGGAUAACGAUGUACCACAGGAAUUUGAUUGGGAUGUCAUACAACAACAACAUGUAGAUCGCUAUAGUCGACCCGAGUUGAAUUAUGGAUGUGUGGACUUUAUUGCACCAGCAGAUUACAUCAUCCGACCACCACAACCACCAGCCUAUGUCUUUGUGAUUGAUGUAUGCUUUCAGGCUGUACAAACAGGCAUGGUCAGUGUAGUUGCUGAUGCUAUUAAGGAAUCCCUUGACAAAAUUCCGAAUGAAGACGGGCGUGCUCUGGUUGCCUUCAUUACGGUAGAUAAUGCUAUUGGGUUUUAUAAGUUGCUCGGAUCAGAACCAGAAGUACUCGUCGUUGGUGAUCUACAAGAUGUUUAUUUGCCUCGUAUGGCAUCUGAUUUGAUUGUCAACCUUGUAGAAGCUAGAGGCGUUAUAAAUCAGUUACUGGACAAGAUGAAAACAAUGCAUAACCAGUCUCACUCUCCCUCCAAUUGCUUAGGACCAGCGUUGCAAGCGGCGCGUAAAUUACUGUCACCUACAGGAGGCAAAAUCAUUUGCUUUCAAGCAAGUUUGCCUAAUAUUGGAGAAGGCGUGAUCAAGCCCAAGGCCGACAGCACCAAGUCAGCCUUGGACAGCCCCUUGACAACCGCAUCCAGUACAUUCUACAAGAUCUUUGCAGGAGAAUGCACCAAAUCUCAAGUAUGUGCGGAUAUGUUUGUCUUUGGCAACCAGUUUGCGGAUGUAGCUACUCUAAAUGUCAUACCCCGAUUCACCGGUGGACAGACGCAUUUUUAUCCUGGUUUCCAGGCUGGUAAUCAGGCAGAAAGUGUUCGAUUAAAGGAAGAAGUGAUUUCUCUUUUAUCUGAAAAGAUUGGAUUAGAAGCUGUCAUGCGUACACGUUGCUCAGAGGGUAUCAUUUGUAAAUCAUUCCAUGGUAACUUUACCACCCGUGUACCUGAUAUCAUGGCGCUACCCAACGUGCCUCGUGAUCAAUCUUACUGCGUCGAAUUAGGUAUGGAAGAAGACAUUCAGUCAUCUUAUGUCUAUUUCCAAACCGCGUUGCUUUAUACCACGUACAAUGGAGAACGCCGUAUUCGUGUAUUGAACUUGUGCCUUCCUGUGGCAAAGAGUGUAAGCGAACUGUACUUGUCUGUGGAUCAAGUUGUUCUUGCUCGCGCUUUAUGUCAUGAAGCUAUUGAUAAAGGAGCCAACGGUAAACUACGCGAUGCCAGAGACUAUUUGUCAAAACAGACAAUAGAUAUUUGUAUGGCCUAUACAAAAGAAGUACUAGGCGUGCAAGGCGCACCAUCUCAUUUGACACUAUGUCGUCAGUUAAGCCUGUUCCCACUUCUUGUGCUAGGAUUGCUUAAAUCUGACGCAUUCAAUGAUGCAGCCAUUAUUCCUCCUGAUAUGCGUACUCAGUCUGCUAUACUAUUACGCACCAUUCCCAUCGAAGCAUGGUUACGUCUAGUUCACCCCAACUUUUAUUCCAUUCACAACAUGCCUCAGCUGGCAGGAACCUUAGACGGAAACACAGGCAAACUUGUUUUUCCACCCAAUGCCAAUUUAUCUAGUGAAAAGUUAGAACCCCAUGGCUGCUACUUGUUAGAAGAUGGACAAAACAUAUUCAUAUGGAUUGGAAAGCAAGCCGUUCCUCAGCUAUGUAAAGACUUGCUAGGCGUUUCUACUAUACAAGAAGUGAAGUCUGGUCAGGUGGCUAUUUUACCACACAUAAAAUCACCUAUAUCUGAUAGAUUAAACAAUAUGAUUCAUUGGCUAAGAACCAAACGACAAAUCACAUACUAUCCUUCAAUUUACAUUGUUAGAGAAGAUGACGAUCCAAUGCUACGUAGCAAGUUUCUGAGUCAUUUAUUAGAAGACCGUCAACCUACUGGGCCAACAAAUGCAGGAGCAAAUCAACAGACAGCAAGCUCAGGUAUGAGCUAUUUCCAAUGGCUAGGAUUUAUUAGAUCAAAAUGUCAAUAA